Daldinia childiae is the source of this 684-nucleotide messenger RNA. RefSeq lists its product as uncharacterized. Lineage: Eukaryota; Fungi; Ascomycota; Sordariomycetes; Xylariales; Hypoxylaceae. The record is from RefSeq and is a predicted model, not a curated record. Bases 1 to 684 code for a protein of 227 amino acids. The transcript is spliced from 2 exons.
AUGAAUUGGAUCCGGAGAAGUGUAGGAACGGCCCUGGUGGUUGUUGGUGGAGGCGGCGCCUACUUAACUAUGACGACGAACUUAAUAUCAACACUACCGGCAGACGACAAUUUAUGGUCCAGCAGGAGUUUCGUUCAUUUGAAUCGUCAUCGUAAUCCGGCGAUUCAGGAUUACGUUUGGAAGCGUCUGCCUCUAUCCAAAGUCAGACCUGAUCUCAGAGACGACGAAGAAGCCAUAGCAACUGAGUUUUGUCGUGGCGUGUGGGCUGGAUACGCAUACAUACCACAACGCAUUCUCACAACGCUUUCUUUAAAAAGCCCCAAGACGAUAGACCAACUCUUUGAUCAACAACAAUUGGCGUCGUCUAAAUAUGACCUCGGGGUACGCUUUUCAGACCAGUUCGAGGUAAUGGAGAGGACAAGCAAUUCUGUCACAAUAAGAGCGGGAGGUUCACCACUCGAGCCGGGUCCACGCGAAUUCGACGGGAUACUCAUUUUGAGUGCUAAAGUGAAUAAAGAAGAUAGAACGGUCGAAGUCGGUAUAAAGACGGCAUUCUUCAAUAGCGUGGCACCCGUACGCGAUGGGAAAAUGCCAUCCCCUUUUGUUGUUGAAUUGCUUCAUCGAUAUUAUGCCCGGGCGCUGGUAGAUAGCGGAGUACGAAGACUGACGCGAUCAAGUCCGUGA